Caenorhabditis angaria is the source of this 910-nucleotide messenger RNA. NCBI's taxonomy places the organism in Eukaryota, Metazoa, Nematoda, Chromadorea, Rhabditida, Rhabditidae. The record is from the annotation of a GenBank genome assembly.
AUGAAGAAUUUCACUCUGCCAAACUUUUCAAACAUCGAUUUCAAUUUCGAUGCCGAUCGUGCAAUCUCAUUAUCCACCUCGAAACCAAUUUGUGCUGGAGUUAUGAUAACUUAUACAAUAAUCCUAACAUCUUCUUUAUUUAUCUAUGUAAAAUUAUAUCGAGUUCCUGUAACUCGCAAGAUCCUUAAAAGCGAGUUAUUUUAUCAUAACAUGUUUAUAAUUCAAUGGAUAUUUUAUAUUUUUCACAUAGUUCAUCAUAUUUAUCCAUUUCUUUCUGAAGAAGAUCGGAAUAUUAGAAUCAAAGAUAUUGAUCUUCGACUUGCCAUUCUUAGCAUCAUGUUUCUAAUCGAUGACGUGGCUUGGCUGUGGAUCUAUCGAGUAACAAAUCUAAUUUGGACAAUUAUUGCAGUUUUCUUGAUACUUAAAUUAAUUUUUAGUAUCCCUGAAGUCUUAAAAUCCUUGCGGAUUCAAACAUUUCGAAGUGCUAUUUUCAUAGCGUUAAUCUAUACAUUUUUGAAUCUAUGGUUCCCGGAACUUCAUUUUGAGAAAAUUAUUCAUGGCUUAUUAUUUUCUAUACAUUAUGUGGAUCUAUUUCUAGUUCUAGGCUUCUCAAUUAUUUUUCUGAUAUUUUUCCAUAAGAAUUUCAAUCGAUACUCAAUUCAUGCCUUACAAAUUUGCUUUUUGAAGCUGGUGAGUUAGGCUAACUUCUUUCGAUUUCAUAAAAAGAUCUGUAAUUCAGAUAAGUCAUAUUUCAACCCUUGUGAUUUUCGCGAUCUUCUCAUCAACACCUUCCGAAGAAAAAUUGGAUGAUUAUUUCAAUUUGACCUUGGACAGAUUUGUAACAUCACUUUUGCCAGCCACGUUUCUUGUUUCGAUUUUAUUGAGCUCCAGGGAGAGAAAUUAUACAUGA